This is a messenger RNA of Salvelinus sp. IW2-2015, 768 nucleotides long. The record is from RefSeq and is a predicted model, not a curated record. Lineage: Eukaryota; Metazoa; Chordata; Actinopteri; Salmoniformes; Salmonidae.
AAAGGCCAUGAGGAUCACCACUCUCCUGCAGUGUGUGUUGUGGGUGAGAGCUGUAUGAAUGUGACUUACACCCAUCAGAGUAUCUGUGCUUUGAAAGGGUCAACAGUGGACAUAUCMUGCUUUUACACACAUCCCAGUUGGCAUAACGUCACAGAAGUAUCCUGGUUCAACAAAUGGAAGUCUGGAGUAACUAAAGACCUGAGACAGGACUCAGAGUAUGCAAGUCGUGUGGAAUACCAUCGACAAACAGAAAAGGACUCCAGCCUGAGAAUCACAGACCUGAGAGAGAGUGACUCAACUGAGUACAAGUUCAGAUUUACAACUAAUGAGGCAAGAUGGGGGUACAGCUUCCAUGGAACAACUCUGACUGUCACAGGUUUUCAGGUGGAGGUGACUCCUGAACAUUAUUCAGAGUAUAAGACACUGACCUGUAGCACCACCUGUACUCUGAGUAACUCCAACCCCACCUACAUCUGGUACAAGAACGGACAACAUCUAGAGGAAAGCACCUCCCCCCAGUACAAAGACCCAGUCUCCAGUAACUAUGAAGACAGUUACUCCUGUGCUGUAAAAGGCCAUGAGGAUCUCCUCUCUCCUGCAGUGUAUGAUCCCGCAGUGAAUGAAGCGGAUGGUGUUCAGGUCUGUCAGGUGAAGGUGACUCCUGCUGCAGCAGGGACAGAAGACACUGAUCCGUGUAUCACCACCUGUCACUCUGACUGCACCAACCCCACCUACAUCUGGUACAAGAACGAGACACGUCUCGAUUGA